AUGGCGUCCGGAUCCUCGUCUUCCAACAGCCGCUCGAUGGAGUCCCGAACCGGCCGAGAUAACCAGCGUUACAACUCCAAAAACGAGCGCUUAGUUGCCGGUGUCGUCCCCCUGACUGCGGACAAGAAGUACGUGCUCCUUAUUCAGUCGACACGACGAAAGGGCUGGGUCUUGCCAAAGGGAGGCUGGGAAAUCGACGAGGAAAUCACCGAGGCUGCUUCUCGUGAGGCCUGGGAAGAGGCCGGUAUCUCGAUUCAGAUUGACUAUGAUCUGGGAGAAAUUACCGAGUCGCGACCUCCGAAGAAGCACUCCAAGGAAUCGAGCAAAUCCCUGUAUCACUUUUACGAAGCUACCGUCGUGAAGGAGGAAGUCGACUGGCCUGAGAAGCACAAGCGUGAACGUCAGUGGUUCACCUACUCACAGGCCAAAGAGGCCCUUUCUGCGCGUCCGGAGCUGCUAGAAGCCCUCACUCGUUCCACCAUCAAGCGGUAG
Molecule: messenger RNA, 492 nt
Organism: Pestalotiopsis fici W106-1
Lineage: Eukaryota; Fungi; Ascomycota; Sordariomycetes; Amphisphaeriales; Sporocadaceae
Exons: 2
Coding region: 1-492 (163 amino acids)
Biological process (GO): diadenosine pentaphosphate catabolic process; adenosine 5'-(hexahydrogen pentaphosphate) catabolic process; diadenosine hexaphosphate catabolic process
Cellular component (GO): cytoplasm; nucleus
Molecular function (GO): diphosphoinositol-polyphosphate diphosphatase activity; bis(5'-adenosyl)-hexaphosphatase activity; endopolyphosphatase activity
Source: RefSeq, a predicted model, not a curated record